Messenger RNA from Stereum hirsutum FP-91666 SS1, 1446 nucleotides. RefSeq lists its product as uncharacterized. NCBI's taxonomy places the organism in Eukaryota, Fungi, Basidiomycota, Agaricomycetes, Russulales, Stereaceae. Bases 1 to 1446 code for a protein of 481 amino acids. The transcript has 3 exons. The record is from RefSeq and is a predicted model, not a curated record.
AUGCUUUCGCGGCUCACCGACCGGCUGUAUAAUGCCCUCCUCCCAACGACAGACCCGUAUGCGCCUCACACCGAUGUGACCAUGGAAGGCUACUACACCCACCUCCAUGUUCCUUCGAACAACCCUAUAAACGCGUCUCCUCUCACACUCGUCCUCAUCAUCUGCGAGGUCAAGGCUGCCACAGACACCGACAAACGGAUCAUGGUCUACGUACUGUACGCGCCGCAUCAUAAUCUCUUGCACGACUCCUCAACAUCCGGGCACAAGGGCGACCGGGACGUCGAGGAAGGCUUCGUCCGCGAGAUGUGCGCACCGAGGUGGAAACUCACCCAUUCGCGCACGGACGGGUCGAAUUCUUUGCCUCCGAGUGGGACAGUCGAGCCCUGGAGCCUCGAGGUUCCCGGUAUAGGGUAUAUGAAGACCGACUCCACCGGGAAUCAACAUUUCCUUGUUCGCAUGCCCGUCAAUUCCUCUCCAUCCACUCACGCGGACGCAUCCGAGGAGGAGGACGAGCUGAUCCUGGAAAUACAUACCACCGAACGCACACCUUGGUCCUCGACCUCCGUCAUCUCGGGUCCCGAAGGCCCGUUCGAAAGACUAGGAACGCUUCUUCCGCUCCAUUGGCACGUUUUCUCUGGAUGCUCGAAGGCGGAGUGGCAGCUCGGGAGACGCAGGAAGGUGGAUUUGGAUUUGGAUCCGUUGAUGGAUGUCAAAGCGGGGUUGAGCUCCGGAGAAAUAUUGGCGAGUGGAACGGCGAUGGCGCAUAUCGAGAAGAAUCAUGGUGUAGGGUUUCCGAAAGGAUGGUUAUGGGCUCAUUGUUUAGGCCCAUCCACCCCCUCGUCGUCCAGUCCUUCUGCAUCCUCAAGCCCUCAAGCGUAUCAACGUCCACCCGUUCGAUUCGCCCUCGCUGGUGGGUCUAUCCUCGGUCUUGAAGCCUACCUAGUCGGUUUCAGAGACGACACCGUCGGUAUUGAAUGGGACUUUGCGCCGCCUUUAACGGUGGGUUUAAAUGGAUGGGGCGCAGGUGUCGGGAUGAAGGUCGAGAGGCAGUGGAAGGUCGAGGGUGCGGAAGGGAUGAGGAGGGUCAGGGUGCAAUGUUGGACGGUGUCGAGGUGGCUGGACGUCGAAAUUCUGGCGAGCAAGGACUCGUUCAUAUCUCUCCCCGGCCCCGUACCCUCCGGUUUCAAACCUGCCAUGUGCCACGAAUCGUUCACCGCAAAGUUCAAUAUCACUCUCUACGAGCGUCCUCCUUCGAUUUCUGCAAUGCUCAGGACGGGACCGGAAGAUGACUGGAAGAAGGUUGGGAGCUAUGUGAUCGAGGAAGGCGCCCUGGAGUUUGGCGGAGAAUAUGCAGGAGGUUCCGACCACGGCGAGUCGGAGCAGCGAUCUAGGGAUGGCGAACAGGAGAGUCUGGCUACUGGAUCCGCGGGGGAGCACGUAGAUUGA